AUGCACGGACAAUCAGCCAUCGUUGAAGAGGUGUUGAGGAUGAAUCCACGUCUAGCUCGGAUUCCAGACUCCCAGAAAUCAUCGCCUCUCCACAUCGCAGCAGCAGAAGGGCACGUCAAGAUCGCCUCAGAACUGCUAUCAGUUGCCCCGGAGAUGUGCUGGUGGCGCGACGACCAAGGCAUGAACCCGGUUCAUGUUGCCGCCAUGAACGGGCAUGUCGAGUUAGUCGAGCAUCUCCUUGGAGAGAGUUGUUUGCCUGCUAUGGAUAGGCUGCAUCGCGGGCAGACUGUGUUGCACCUGUGUGUGAAACAUGGUCAGUUUAGGGCGUUGAAGGUUUUGGUGGAGAAAUUGGGAGAGCUUGUGUGUGCAAAGGAUGAUGAUGGCGAGACAGUCUUGCAUUUGGCCGUCAGGUGCAAUCAAACUAUACAAUACUUGGUGGAUAACAAAACCGUGGAGAGGCAAACACGAAACUCGAUGGGCAAAACAGCGCUGCAAGUCUUGAACGAGAGCCUUCCACACACAGCUACCUACACAAAAAUCAAACGAAUCUUGAUAAAUUUAUCAAACGAAUCAUAUUUCGAAGUUCUUCAUAAGAUGACCGACGUCACGAUGGUGGUGGUGAUCCUGAUCGCCACCAUGGCGUUCCAGGCGGCCAUGAGCCCCCCGGGCGGCAUGUGGGAGCACGAAACGCUGUCACACAGGGCCGGCGAGGCCGUGCUGGCGUCGACGAAUCCCACGAUGUACAGACACUUGGUGCGCGCCAACACCACGGCCUUCGUCUCAUCUCUCAUCACCAUCUUCCUCAUCACCACCGGCCUCGCGUCCACCAAUUUUUUCUUCAUGUCGGCGGCCGUGUACGCGACGUGGGUGUCGCUGUCGGCCAUCGUGAUCAGUUAUGGAACUUCUGUGGCGGUGAUCACACCUAAGAAUAAGGCCAUGAAUCUGAUUGUGACAUUGUUGGCGGUGGAUUUGAACACUUUUGGAUUGAUAUUGGCGUAUGUUGUUAUAAGGAAGCUGUACUUGACGUGGAAGACGAAGAAACGGCAACAGCAAGAUCUCACAGCCGAUGCUUUCGUCCGCCGCGUCUUCUAUUGGAUUUUCCAUCAGUUGGAGACGCGGGUGUUUUUGAGAGGCGAUCGUUGA
Molecule: messenger RNA, 1143 nt
Organism: Salvia miltiorrhiza (redroot sage)
Lineage: Eukaryota; Viridiplantae; Streptophyta; Magnoliopsida; Lamiales; Lamiaceae
Product: ankyrin repeat-containing protein At5g02620-like
Exons: 2
Coding region: 1-1143 (380 amino acids)
Cellular component (GO): plasma membrane
Molecular function (GO): protein phosphatase 1 binding; protein phosphatase regulator activity
Source: RefSeq, a predicted model, not a curated record